GAAUAAAAUUCAAUGUUCAAACAACCCUUCGAGGAAUUCAAGGUCUUACUUCAUCGCCAACAGUAAUCAAUUCUUUAAAAGUUACCGGUGGAUCUAAUAAUCAUAUAGACAUUGAAUUAUCUGUUAGUUUAUCAAAUCCAUCGAACGUUAAAAUCGUUCUUGACAGUGAUGUCAAAUUUGAUUUGAUAUGUAAUGAAACGAGAAUUGGAAAUGUGAUAAUACCAAAUCUUGUACUUGAUCGUGGCGAAAACAACCUUACAGUUCUUGCUCAAUUUUCACCAAAUGGUGAUGAGGAACAACAAGUUGGUCGGAAUUUGUUGAAUAAUUUCUUGGCAGGAAAGACAAAUAAUGUAACGAUCAAAGGAAAUGAAAAUUCUACCCCAUUAGAACCUUUACGAAAAGCUUUUGAAACUAUAGAAUUGACAACUGUGAUGCCUGGUCUUGUGACAGAAACUCCAAUAUUAAAGAAGGCAUUUUUCUCAAUUAGAUUCAAUUCAUUGUUUGAUAAAAAAGGGAAGGCUUCAAUUGAAAUAUUUAAUCCGUUAGCCACUGUGAUAAGAUUUUUAAAAAUUGAUGCGAAUGUUACGGUGAAAGACAAUUUAAUUGGAAUAAUUGAUCAACAAUUUAACGAAACCACUCAAAUUGUGGUUCAAAGUGGUCAGAGUCUGAUAACAGAUGAUAUGGAAUUGGAAUUGAAAAUUAGUGUUAAAGCUAUAAAAA
Molecule: messenger RNA, 720 nt
Organism: Racocetra persica
Lineage: Eukaryota; Fungi; Glomeromycota; Glomeromycetes; Diversisporales; Gigasporaceae
Source: the annotation of a GenBank genome assembly